AUGGGCUGGUCACUCGCCUCCCUGUCAACCACGCCCGACGUGCCCAUACCAACGACCCUCUCCCACAAUCUGAGAGACUCUGAAAUCAACCGCAUAAUCGCCGUAAUAAAAGGCUUCAUCUCCUCCCUGAAUGCCAAGAACACCUCGGAGUUCGAGAAAUACUGCGUCCGCGCAGGAGGAAUGUCUCUCAGGCCUCCAGCGCCCACAAUGCCUCGCUUCUGCACAAUCGGCGCCUUUGUGGAGUACACCGCCAAACUGGACCAUGAUAUCAACGAGCGAAUUUUGGAUGCCGAAGUCAAAGUGAAUGAGGAGGGGAAUCUGGCAGCUGUAUGGGCGCCUUUUCGGGCGAAGGUGAAUGGUGUUGUGAACCACGUCGGUGUGGAACUAUUCAUCCUGCAUAAGCUUAACGGGGGGUGGAAGGUUACUGCGCUGGCGGAUUCGUGCAGAAGGCCGACGGAGGAGGAGAAAAUCUUACUGCUCUGA
Aspergillus nidulans FGSC A4 is the source of this 483-nucleotide messenger RNA. RefSeq lists its product as uncharacterized. The transcript has a single exon. The record is from RefSeq and is a predicted model, not a curated record. Bases 1 to 483 code for a protein of 160 amino acids. Lineage: Eukaryota; Fungi; Ascomycota; Eurotiomycetes; Eurotiales; Aspergillaceae.